Molecule: messenger RNA, 3158 nt
Organism: Amoebophrya sp. A25
Lineage: Eukaryota; Dinophyceae; Syndiniales; Amoebophryaceae
Source: the annotation of a GenBank genome assembly
UGCAGCAAGUAACGCCCCACCAGGCGGACCUGUAGCAAUUAACAAUCUACAUCUAGGCACAAACGAGCAGCCGUCGAAUAAUGCUCCAGAAGCGCUAAACGAAGCUCCAGCAGAGAAGUACCAGACAGCAGAAAAAUAUGGCAUUCUGGUCGUCUUAUUGAGUGAAUGAGGGAGGCGUAAUAAACAUGGUACAUCAAUAAAACCGAUGUUGUCGCAAGGACAGGAAGGUACCCUAAACCUUCUGCAACAGAGCAACCAUAUUGCCUGAAUGAUUGACUCUACUUGUUGUUGGACAUUGUAGAACAAGAUUAGUAUUUUGACUGAAUAUUAACGAUCCUUUCGAGUUUCUUUUUUCUUAGUUACAGGUUCACGGACUUUCGGACCGCUUCAGGAACUGUUUUAUCUCUCUAAUGACUGAGUACAGUCAUUUGAGACGCACCGAAGUUGUGACUCAACUUCUGGACCCUUCUCUUUCUCUGAAGCACGUUGUAGACGGAAGUAGCUGUGUAGUGCUCUUCUUUACUCCUGGAGCGAGUGGGUACAUUCACUCACUCACUCACUCACUCACCCACUCACCCACUCACCCACUCACCCACUCACUCACUCACUCACUCACUCACUCACUCACUCACUCACUCACUCACUCCCUAACCUCUGCGAGGGAGCUUGGCAUCCUAUGGAUUGCAGACCGCGUUGAUUUCAGCGUCCACCUUACUGCUGAGGGCCCGAUACCAAGAUAGCGAUUAUGGUGCCGCAUUAGACAUUCAGAGAAGCGAAGAGGUGCUGCAUUAGACCUGUUCGCUUGUCAAUAAUAAUAGUAAUACAACUACUCAUCUCACAUCUGGGGUACAACAACUUCUAGAUACUAAAUUUGCUUCUGGUGUGGUCUUCGUCUUUUUCUGUUGUAUUUUUUUUUACAGUCAUAGAGAGGCGUAGAGGAAUUAUCAGUUUAAAUUCUUUUUUUAUCUAAGGUCCAACACCUGCUUAGAACUUUUACAAGGGUAUGAUAUUAAGUAAAGGACCUGCUCAAAGACCUAUGUAAUCAUCUAAAAAUACGAGGAGAAAAUUGUGUUUCUGCUGCGUGCCACUGGGGCUUUGGUCAAUUUAUGGACAUUUCUUCACUAUACAGUAUGCAUAGACGUCCUCCUCAGUGCGUGCGCCAUCCACCUUGACCACGGAUAUGUAUAAAUCAUCUCAUGAUAUUAACGAGGGGAAAAACGUUGACCUGUUUCGUUUCUCCAGUAGUUGUGCUGCAGGACAACUUUUUCUCUUUCGCAUGUAGGAGGCAGUGCAGAAGACAACAAGAAGUUUCAGAAGAACCGCAGUGAAGUACAAGACAACAGUUGAAGUAAAAGGGCCGUGCAAUGAAAGCCCUGUUGUAAUAUUAUUAAAAAGUCAGGGAUGUAGUUGAUUUCAGUACAAUCACUUGAGACGUGAUGAUGAUGGUUGAUUUCCGAAGGGAGAAAAUGCUACUUGGUGUUAGACUACUGUUACCUCAAGUCGAGCAUGCUAUUAUUGGUUCUAAUCAUUUGGCUCGUAGGCUUCGUGCGGUUAGUAGACAUGAAAGCGGAUGUCGAACUGAGCCAGAAUUUGGAGUUAAGCGUUACCACAUUACUUCACGAGUUGUACCAUUCUUCACUAUAUAAGACCCUAAAUCUAAGUCUAAAUGCUGGACUACCAUUCUGGGCUCUUAUUCUGGACUAUCAUUCGUCACUACAAUGCUGGACUCUCAUUCUGAACUACCAUGCUGAACUACAAUUCUUCACUACCAUUCUGGACUUCUACUACUCAUUUGAAAAAGGAGAAACUAGAGGUCAGGAAUGGAGUCAACACAGAUGAUUGUUUGAGUGCUGAUUGUUGCCUUCUUCAAAGCAUCAAGUUGAUGCUUCUUGAUGCUUUGAAGAAGGGAGUGCCGCAUUCACCGGAGAAUGCAGUUUCUCCCUGUAGUGGACUUCGAGUCAGUUCCAGUUCUCCCUGUAGCGGACUUCGAGUCAAUUCUUCGAAUCCGUUCCUAUCUUAAGUAUCUUAUCCCAUCCUUUGAUAGAACACUGCCCCAGCCUGCUCUAACAGAAAGGAGGGUCACUGCCGAGACCAAAAGCCCUGAUCUUGAUAUUUCCUCGUUUCCUACGUUGGUCCAGCGAAUGCGCGUUCUGGCGGUUCACGUACGAGAAGCACUCUAUUCAGCGAAAGUUUUUAAGAUGAGCAUCUUUUUGGAGUAGCUUCAACUGAUGAUUAAAUUUAAUAAUGAUUUUGACUAAUUAGCUUGAUCCUCUUACACUGUUAACUGAUGAUUAAAUUUGAUAAUGAUUUUGACUAAUUAGAAGCUUGAUCCUCUUAGACUAAUAAUUAAAAACAUUUUACGUUCCUCACUUAGGAGACUAAUUUACUACAAGAGCUACAGUCAAUUUUACCAUCUCUAAGUCUAGUUUGUAGGUACAGGUCCAAGUUCUACCUCACCUACCUAUGUUUGAUUGUAGUGUUUAGAUGCUAGCAGCAUUUCUAAUUAGUUUGGAGGUAAUAGCCCCUUUGCGGAGGGCGUGAUGGAACAGGCAGUUAGUGGUACGGUAGAAGUAUUACGGAUGAUGUUUUUUCUCCCAUCUACUAGGUCAGAGACAACCCUAAACCCUUGAAAGUGUAGAAGAGGUAAAAGGGCAUCUUGCCUCUAGUUCUAGAGUGGUCUGCUUCCAGUCGAUGGGAGAAAAAACGCUAUCCUCUUCAUCACUCUGCAAUUUGCUCCAUUCUGGCUUCUCGGUGCUCACCGAAGCACCAGCACAUCUUCAAGAUUGGACAUCGAGACAGGUACUAUAGUACUAAUGAUGAAAAAGCACUUCUGCUAGUCUAGGUGUUGGUAUGCUAGCCAAUGUUAGACUCCAUGUAAUGUAAUGUAUGAAUACGAUUAUAGGUGGAUCAACCUAAAAAGUAUCCAAAUCCCCAAUCUAAAAAGUAUUAAAUCUUAACUGCAGGAUCAGUUGGAAUUUGUAGUUGCUUACGUGGCUGCAUCGGGAGUGCUGAGGUUAAGGCUCCUUUUUCACAACUAUGCGUCCUUCGACGACGAUCAAAGAGGGCUGACUUCUACAGAUCACAUCUUGCAAAAUGUAGAGGAACAAGAAAGGAAGACUGAAAAGGGAAGAAGGAAAGAAGAAAAGCCUGCAAAUUAA